AUGUUGGACAUAUUCUUACCAGCUUUCUUCAGUUGCCUUAUUAGGAACAAUGAGCAACUCAUUUGUGGACGGUAUGAUGAAGAUGUAAUUUUCCCUUGCCCAUUUAAGAGUGGGUCUCAAGUUGUAAUUCACUGGAGAAAUGAAGAAAGCUGUGUUCACAGUCACUAUCAUGGCAUGAAUCAUUUGGAGACACUGCCUUAUGCAAAUAGGACAUCCCUCUUUCAUAGAGAAAUUCACAAUGGGAAUGCCUCUCUCACUGUCAGAAGGUUGAGCCUUCUGGAUAAAGGAAUUUAUCUCUGCUAUAUGGGAACGACAAAUGAGAGUGCCAGAAACAAAGUUGAACUAAAUGUAGGAGUUUUCCACACACCUGUAAUGAAAUAUGUAAAGAGGAAUAUAGAGAUCUUUCUGGUAUGCAGUAUCUUGUGUGUUUAUCCUUAUUCUCAUAUCACAUGUAAAACGGACAAUACAGUUGUCUCUGAAAACAGUUCAGAAGAAACUGGAGCUCCAUUUCAUAUUAAAAGUACACAGAAUAUUACAGGACCAAAUUCAUCUUUUGAGUGUGCUAUUGAAAAUUCUCUUCUCAAGCAAAUAUGGAGAGGAGGGCAGGCAUUUGCAGGUACUCAUUGGAGGAAUCAAAGUGAAUCUAUUUCACUCUGGUGUAUAGUCAGGAGCAAUUUUUCUUGACCAAAUCAAGAUUUCCUUGGUACUUCCAAAGUAGAAAAUGGGAGAUACUCUGUCUUGGAUUGGAAUAUGAGCUUAUCACAGGACACAAUUGCAAUUAACCUUCAGUUCUCAUGGAAUAAAUAGCUGAUAAAUCACAGUUCCUUCCUCAUGACCUUGAUAGAUCUUUAUGUGUGAGAUAGUGGGGAAUACUUGUGUGAUGUUUCCUCAACAGAGUAUACUUUUCUCACUGUCCACAGGCUGCAUAUAGAUGAAAUCCAAGUCGGAGAAACCAUCAUGGCUUCCCAAGACGCCAUUUCAGACCGGAAGUGCUCCCUGCGGCAGGUAGUGCCCAGCCACACCGUGGAGAAUGGCUUCCCUAAGCAGUGGAUAAAUCUGGUGUUUGAUACCAUUCUCCACACUUCCUCUUUCUCUUUGGACCUCUGCAUCGCACUGGAGCUGAGAGUCCAGGCUGCUUUGCAGAUUUCACGCCUGUGA
This is a messenger RNA of Apodemus sylvaticus (European woodmouse), 1158 nucleotides long. RefSeq names its product HERV-H LTR-associating 2 (gene Hhla2). Lineage: Eukaryota; Metazoa; Chordata; Mammalia; Rodentia; Muridae. Gene Ontology annotation, biological process: positive regulation of T cell proliferation; negative regulation of T cell proliferation; T cell costimulation. Gene Ontology annotation, cellular component: external side of plasma membrane. The record is from RefSeq and is a predicted model, not a curated record.